AAUCAAAGAUCUCAUCUGACCUCCAAGAGACUAAUUUGAGUGAGAUAGAGAAUGAUAAAUAGGAAGAUGGAUUUUCACUGCCUUGUAGCUUUUGUCAUCUUUGCAGCUUUGGCUUCCACCCUUUCUUGUGCCUAUGAUCCCAGUCCUCUUCAGGACAUCUGUGUUGCCAUUAAAAACCCUAAUUCUGCUGUGCUGGUAAAUGGGAAGUUCUGCAAAGACUCCAAGCUUGCAACGGCCGACGAUUUCCUUUUCACAGGGCUUAACAUACCGGGAAACACAUCAAAUGCAGUUGGUUCUAAGGUCACUCCAGUGUUUGUGGAUCAGCUACCGGGACUCAACACCCUCGGCGUCGCCUUGUCACGGAUAGAUUUUGCUCCCUAUGGUCUCAACCCUCCUCACACUCACCCUCGAGCUACCGAGAUCCUUACAGUCUUGGAGGGUAGCCUCUAUGUGGGCUUUGUCACCUCCGAUCCUGACUACCGGCUUGUCUCAAAGGUCCUUAACAAGGGAGAUGUGUUUGUGUUCCCUAUAGGACUCUUUCACUUCCAACAAAAUGUAGGACACACUAGUGCAGUUGCAAUUUCUGGAUUUAGCAGCCAAAAUCCUGGCCUCAUAGUUGUUGGCAAUGCAGUUUUUGGGUCGAAGCCGCCGAUAUCAGAUGAUGCCCUUGCCAAGGCCUUCCAAGUUGACAAGAAGGUGAUUGAUGAAAUUCAAGCUAAAUUUGCUAUGGCCAAGUAGAAAGCUAAUAACCCCCACAGUGUG
Molecule: messenger RNA, 762 nt
Organism: Telopea speciosissima
Lineage: Eukaryota; Viridiplantae; Streptophyta; Magnoliopsida; Proteales; Proteaceae
Product: putative germin-like protein 2-1
Exons: 2
Coding region: 52-738 (228 amino acids)
Cellular component (GO): cell wall
Molecular function (GO): manganese ion binding
Source: RefSeq, a predicted model, not a curated record